Emericellopsis atlantica is the source of this 1179-nucleotide messenger RNA. Its product is annotated as ATG5 protein. Lineage: Eukaryota; Fungi; Ascomycota; Sordariomycetes; Hypocreales; Bionectriaceae. The record is from RefSeq and is a predicted model, not a curated record. Gene Ontology annotation, cellular component: phagophore assembly site membrane; Atg12-Atg5-Atg16 complex; cytoplasm. Gene Ontology annotation, biological process: autophagy of mitochondrion; autophagosome assembly; nucleophagy. Bases 357 to 1112 code for a protein of 251 amino acids. The transcript has a single exon.
AUCACGUGGUCGCGUCAUUUUUUGGUGAAUAAUCCUUGUUUCUCGUCAGCCUACCCGAUACACACUAGACUAAGCUGUCACUGCUGGUUGCAACAAUAGCCGAGAUCAACUGCAAGGCAUAUUAAAUCACAAACUCUACUGCAUUCGCUGCGUAAUAAUACCUACCAUUCUUCACUACGAAGGGUCUGUCUUUCAAGCAUUCGGUCUUGUUUGAAUUACCGGUUUACAGCUUGCAUUAUCCAGCAUUUGUCGCAACGCCAACUUUACAAGUUCACACACCAGCCACAGUCUUGCCAAUACCCAAAUAGACAUAUAUUUGCCAUCCCGUUACUCUUAUCAAUCCACACAAUGCGACAAUGACAUCUCCGUCACUCUCUGCUGCGCUUUGGCGGUCGACGGUCCCCGUCCACAUCACCCACCCCAACCACCCCAACACGCCAUUCAUCACCUCCCUCCCACGCUUCUCCUACCUCGCACUCCUCCUGCCGCGCCUGUCGACCUUUUUCGGCGUGUCCAUCUCCAGCUUCCACUAUGAGGACGUGCAGCUGCGCAACCUGGCCGUCGGCGUGCUCGUCGACCUCUAUGACCCCGUGUUGCCGUGGCGCGUGACGGUCGGCGAGGGCGGGGGCUGGGACAUUGGCGACACGUUCCUCAACAGCGCCAAGGAGGCCGACUUUGUGCGCAACGGCAACGCGAACCAGAUUAUGAAAAUGUCAAAGGACGACACCACGGCCCUCUGGAACGCCGUCGUCGACAAUGACCACGCCACCUUUCACAGGAUCAACGCGCGGCUGCUGAACACGCCCAGUCCGCUCAAGCACGUCCCGCUCCGCGUGUACAUCCCCGAGUCGGAUCCGCAGGUCAGGGAGGGCGCUGGGUCGUUCCGGAUCGUGCAGAGACUGGUGCCGGCUGUCGGUCAGGACCGUAGACCGCAGACGCUGGGGGUGGUGCUGCGGAACAUGAUGCCAGAGCUGUUCCCGAGCGUGAGGGACCCGGUACGGGUGGGCGCGGUCAUGCACGGGGCCAGUGUACCCUUUUCAGCGCCGGUGGGAGAGCUCAUGCGUGAGGCAGCGUAUCCCGAUGGAUGGCUGUGUCUAGUCAUUAGGGUAUAGACGGUUGGCAUUUAGAUGUUUUCUACGUGAAGCGGAUAUUCUUGCCCAUGAGGGUCUUGUACGCAUC